AUGUCCUCCCCAGCCUCCAUCUCCCAGCGCCUCGCAACCACCUCCUCUCUCCUCCUCGAACGCUCCCGCAUCCUCGACCUCGGCAUGAAGCCCUCCCCCUCCUCCACACAACAAGUCGUGCGCAACCUCACCUCUAUCAGAGCCGACUUGGAACGGCUUGACGCUCGGUCUCCUGGCCUGGGAGGGGGUGGGAAGGGUAAAGGGAGAGGGAAGGGGGGGGAAGAAGGGGUGGAAGAAUUGGGGGGGAGGUAUGAUCGGUUGGUGGAGAUGCUCGAAGGAGACGAUGUGGGACGGGAAAAGGCGAAAGCACUCAAACGCGCACGUUCAGCGCCUUCUCCGUCGCCAAGCCCGGUCCAAUCCCCAUUCCACGAUCCCGUAUCGCCCGCAUCAGAAGACAUCCCGAGUUUCAGCAUCGAACCCCCAACCCCCGCGAUGGGCCAGAAACCGUUCAGAGAUUAUCCGUCGGACGAUGAAGGAGAGCCAGAGCCGGAUAGGACGUUGAGCCCGCAUGAGAUGUUGUCGAAUCAGCAGAUGAUGAUGGACGACCAAGAUGAACGACUGAACCUCCUUUCCUCUUCCAUAGGCCGCCAAUCGACUCUGUCUACUCAGAUUGGCUCCGAGCUGGACCUGCAUCACGAGCUGAUAGAGGACACGGACCAUGCGAUGGAUCGGACGGCGGCGAGUUUGGGGAGGGCGAGGAGAAGGAUGGAUAGGGUUGCGGACGAAGCUAAGCAGCAUGGUGCGCUGGAUUGCUAG
Cryptococcus wingfieldii CBS 7118 is the source of this 756-nucleotide messenger RNA. RefSeq names its product syntaxin 8. The transcript is spliced from 3 exons. Bases 1 to 756 code for a protein of 251 amino acids. The record is from RefSeq and is a predicted model, not a curated record. Lineage: Eukaryota; Fungi; Basidiomycota; Tremellomycetes; Tremellales; Cryptococcaceae.